This is a messenger RNA of Pterocles gutturalis (yellow-throated sandgrouse), 1558 nucleotides long. RefSeq names its product transforming growth factor, beta 3 (gene TGFB3). Gene Ontology annotation, cellular component: extracellular region. The record is from RefSeq and is a predicted model, not a curated record. The coding region runs from base 1 to 1002 and encodes 333 amino acids. Lineage: Eukaryota; Metazoa; Chordata; Aves; Pterocliformes; Pteroclidae. Gene Ontology annotation, biological process: BMP signaling pathway; regulation of cell population proliferation; SMAD protein signal transduction. Gene Ontology annotation, molecular function: type III transforming growth factor beta receptor binding; type II transforming growth factor beta receptor binding; cytokine activity. The transcript has 8 exons.
AUGGCUGAAUCUCGCCCCGUGUCUUCAGAAGUGGCUGAUGUUCAACUUUCCCAUGACUCUGUCACUGUGCCAGGGCUAGGAGUGCAGAACAGCUUAAGGGGGGUAUUAAAACACAAUGAGUUGGGCAUUUGUCCAAAAGGUGUCACCUCCAAUGUGUUCCGCUUUAAUGUGUCCUCGGCAGAGAAGAACAGCACCAACUUGUUCCGGGCCGAGUUUCGGGUGCUGCGUGUGCCCAACCCGAGCUCCAAACGCAGCGAGCAACGCAUUGAGCUCUUCCAGAUCCUUCGGCCGGAUGAGCACAUAGCAAAGCAGCGCUACCUCAGUGGCAGGAAUGUGCAGACACGGGGCUCCCCUGAGUGGCUGUCCUUCGAUGUCACCGAGACUGUGCGUGAGUGGCUUCUGCACAGAGAGUCCAACCUUGGCCUGGAAAUUAGCAUACACUGUCCUUGCCAUACUUUUCAGCCCAACGGGGACAUCUUGGAGAAUUUGCAUGAGGUCUUGGAGAUCAAAUUCAAAGGCAUUGACAGUGAGGAUGACUAUGGCCGUGGGGACUUGGGGCGCCUGAAGAAGCAGAAAGACUUGCAUAAUCCCCACCUCAUCUUGAUGAUGUUACCCCCACAUCGGCUAGAGAGCCCAGCAUUAGGAGGCCAGAGAAAGAAACGGGCCCUGGAUACCAACUACUGUUUCCGGAACCUGGAGGAGAACUGCUGCGUGCGUCCUCUGUACAUCGACUUCCGACAGGACCUUGGCUGGAAAUGGGUCCACGAGCCUAAGGGCUACUUUGCUAACUUUUGUUCAGGCCCUUGUCCGUACCUCCGCAGCGCAGACACCACUCACAGCACGGUGCUGGGCUUAUACAACACGCUGAACCCUGAGGCAUCUGCUUCGCCCUGCUGUGUGCCCCAGGACCUGGAGCCACUCACUAUCUUGUACUAUGUCGGGAGGACCCCCAAAGUGGAGCAGCUCUCCAACAUGGUGGUGAAAUCCUGCAAGUGCAGCUGAAAAGCACCCUGGCCCGCCCAAAGCCAAGAGAGAAACUGUCAGCACCCACUCUCCUGCUCCCAGGCUAAGACAAAAGGAACUGGGUGUCAGAGACUAUGCAUGCUGAGGGCCGAAUGCCAAACCCUGUGGCUUAGGGUCUGGCAGCCCUUGGGGAUCUCUUCUGGAACAUUUCUUGGUCUUGUUGUCAGUGUCACGUUUCUUCUGGGAGUUACUUUGGUGGCACAAAGGCCACACUCUCCAUAAUAGCUGGACAGUUGGUGCAGAAGAGAAGGACAGGGUGGAGGACUUCUGUGUAUUUGAAUGCUGGGUGGUUGGGCUGGGAAAGCAAGGGAAUGAGAAAGAGCAGGUGAAAGAGGGAAUGGAAAUGGGGAGAUGUUUUCUAUUCUAGCUUUAGCUAUCUUAGGACCUCAACCCUCCCCGCUGGCCUGAAGAAUUACAGGUUUCCCCUGUAGGAGGAAACCCUGAAAGUUUCUUUAGACAAAGAAAAUGCACCAAGGGAAUUUGCUGAGAGAAGAAAUGCUCAGAGAUACACUUAGACUUUUGUUCCUCAGAGCUG